Messenger RNA from Solea solea (common sole), 2732 nucleotides. RefSeq names its product protocadherin gamma-C5-like. Gene Ontology annotation, cellular component: plasma membrane. The transcript has a single exon. Lineage: Eukaryota; Metazoa; Chordata; Actinopteri; Pleuronectiformes; Soleidae. Gene Ontology annotation, biological process: homophilic cell-cell adhesion. Gene Ontology annotation, molecular function: calcium ion binding. The record is from RefSeq and is a predicted model, not a curated record. Bases 246 to 2717 code for a protein of 823 amino acids.
AUACUGCACUGUACAAAGAGAUCUAUUCCAUCCCCCUUUCACUCUCCUCACAGUGGAAACCACAGUGUCAGAACUGGAGCGGAGAUGCGUUUGUUCGAAGGAAUCUGGAAUUUACACCUUUUAAUCUAACAAAUUAUUCAGGGAUUUUUAUAUCAUGAAGCAUCCUCUCUGGUGGUGGAUUUAAUGGUGAGCUCGUUGUGGGAACAGCAACUCGAUGGGACAUAUAGUAUUCUAACGGAUCUAGGAUGACAAAGAGAACAAGAUACAGAGACUGGAGAUGGCAGGCGCUUUGGUGGCAUCUUUUCUUCCUCUUGUGGAGUAUAAUUCACGCACAGACUCGUUACAGCAUCCCAGAAGAGCUCAAGCAGGGCUCAGUGGUAGGAAACCUGGCCAAAGAUCUUGGUUUGACACUGUCUGAGAUUUUUGACCGUAAACUGCGCGUCGCCUCUGAGGCUGAUAAGCAGUAUUUCACUGUGGAUGCGGGGAAGGGCGAGCUGGUGGUGAAUGACCGGAUAGACAGAGAGGCUUUAUGUGGACAAAGCACCAGCUGUGUGUUGCCUCUGCAAGUAGUGAUAGAGAACCCCUUACAUCUUUAUCGAAUAGAAGUGGAAAUACGAGAUGUUAAUGACAAUUCUCCGAGUUUUCUCAGCCAAGAAAGAAAUUUGAAAAUUGCGGAGCUGACAGCGGUGGGUGCGCGGUAUCCUUUGGAGACCGCACAAGACCUCGACGUCGGUAUAAAUUCACUAAAAUCAUACAGUCUUAGCAAAGAUGAAUGUUUCAGUUUGAAAAUUAAAGACUUGGCUAAUGGAAGAAAAGUACCAGAGCUUGUGUUAGAGAAGCCAUUAGACAGAGAAAAACAAAAUGCCCAUCAUUUACUGCUGACAGCGUUCGAUGGGGGGAAUCCUGUCAAAACUGGAACAUCCAACAUUAUAGUGACUGUCUUAGACAACAAUGACAAUGUCCCUGUUUUUAAAAAGUCGUUAUAUAAAAUAAGUCUACCUGAAAAUAGUCAAACUGGCUUCAUGCUCGCAAAUGUAGAAGCAACAGACGCAGAUGAGGGUAUUAAUGGUGAGAUUGUAUAUUCUUUUGCUGAGCACACAGCCGACACGUUGUUAUCUCUUUUUCAGAUUAAUUCGGAAACUGGAGAGAUUUUCCUUGUAGGAGAGUUAGAUUAUGAAAACGCUGCAAUGCACGAAAUAGACAUUACUGCAAAAGAUAAAGGCGUUCCUGAAAUGGAAGGCCAUUGUCGUGUUCAGGUGGAGGUGAUAGACGUGAAUGAUAAUGCUCCAGAAAUUGUUCUAACUUCAAAACCCAGUCAUGUUCCCGAAAACGCACCCAGUGGCACCGUAGUGGCUCUGCUCACUGCUCGGGACCUUGAUUCCGGGGAUAAUGGUAAAGUGACAUUACAGCUUCCCAAAGAUUGUCCCUUGACUCUGAAGCCGUCGUUUUCUAAUAACUAUGCGCUGGUGACAAAGGCUGUUCUAGACAGAGAGCGUUUCUCUCAGUAUAACAUUGAGAUCACAGCCACUGAUUCAGGAUCUCCUCCUCUGUCCGGUAAGAAAACAAUAAAUGUCACAAUAACUGAUGUGAAUGACAACCCUCCUGUAUUCAGUCAGUCCUCCUAUAAUGUAUAUUUAAAAGAGAAUGGAGCUCCAGGAUCUAUACUGUACUCAGUAUCAGCCUCUGACCUGGAUUUUGGAGAAAAUGCUAAAAUCUCUUACUCUAUACUGGACUCUAAAGUGCAGGACGUUUCUGUCUCAUCGUAUGUUUACAUUAACUCCGAUAACGGAAGCAUCUACAGCAUGCACUCGUUUGACCAUGAGAAACUCAAGGUGUUUCAGAUUCAGGUUCAGGCAAAGGAUCAGGGCUCUCCGUCUCUCAGCAGCAACGCUACUGUCCAUGUUUUUAUCCUGGACCAGAACGACAACGCACCCGCUGUUAUUUACCCCUCCUCCGCUGCCAUGGGCUCCCUCUCUCAUCAGAGGAUGCCACGUCCCGCCAAAGCGGGUCACCUGAUUACCAAGGUGACAGCUGUGGACGCUGACUCGGGCCAUAACGCCUGGAUCUCCUACAAACUGAAGGAGGCCACAGACGCGUCUCUGUUCACUGUCAAUCUGUACACAGGGGAGGUGAGGACUAAACGCGCUGUGUCCGAGCAGGACGACUCCUCUCAGAGGCUGCUUAUAGAGAUCAGAGACGACGGGGAACCGGCACAGUCCUCCACUGUCACGGUGUCCAUCCUGCUGGAGGACGGUCUCCAUGAGCCCAUCUUAGACCUGCGACAGAAGGUAGCAGAGCCCAGCAAGAAAAACGGGAGAAUCGCCCUUUAUCUGAUUCUCUCUCUGGCCUCGGUGUCCGUGCUGUCUCUGUUGACUUUUCUCAUCUUAGCGGUUAAAUGCAUCAGGAACAGCAGAAGCAGCGGUAGUUGUUGCUGCAUGAGACGGAGCGACUGUGAUGAUUACAAGAACCCCAACAGAAACCUGCAGAUUCAGCUCAACUCUGAUGGACCCAUAAAGUACGUGGAGGUGCUGGGAGGAGACAUGUUGUCUCAGAGUCACUCCUUCAGGUCCUGCAUGUCUCCAAUGUCAGAGUACAGUGAUUUCACUUUGAUUAAGCCCAGCAGCACCACUGACUUUAAGGAGGUGAUCAGUGUCCUGGAUGCGUCUUUACCUGACAGCACCUGGACCUUUGAGAGCCAGCAGGUGAGCAAAGUGUGAUAGAAAAUAUCAUGC